This is a messenger RNA of Mangifera indica (mango), 1592 nucleotides long. Its product is annotated as B3 domain-containing transcription factor VRN1. Lineage: Eukaryota; Viridiplantae; Streptophyta; Magnoliopsida; Sapindales; Anacardiaceae. The transcript is spliced from 5 exons. Gene Ontology annotation, molecular function: DNA binding. The record is from RefSeq and is a predicted model, not a curated record. Bases 233 to 1081 code for a protein of 282 amino acids.
GACCCAGGAUGGGGGAGUGAGUCGAGCGAGUGCCUUUAACUGUUUAAGCAUGAACUUUUAGGUCAAGUUGGAUUUGUUAAGGUUUAAAAAGCGCACAGUUUGACUAGAAUCAGUGAAGGAGAAGAUGAAGACAACAAAGAGAGACUGAAGAAGAAGAAAGAAGAAGAGAAGAAUUAGAUCUGAAAGCUCAUAUACUUCAACAUCGUAUCUUUUCUUCUUUCUGUUUUCACAGAUGCCACGCUCUUCCUUUCACAAGCUUAUUCUCUCCUCCACCAUUAGAGAAAGGAAGCUGAGGAUUCCAGAAAAUUUUGUCAAGAAGUUCAAAGAUGAGCUUUCCGUAGCUGCCACACUUAUGGUUCCUAAUGGUAAUGUUUCACGUGUAGGAUUAAAAAGAGUUGACAACAAAAUUUGGUUUUAUGACGGCUGGCAAGAAUUUAUGGAGCGUUACUCUAUCCGUAUUGGGUACUUUUUGGUCUUCAAAUACGAGGGACAUUCAUCCUUCAAUGUUCACAUAUAUAAUUUGCCUUCGUCUGAGAUUAAUUAUCAUUCAAAUCCUUACAGUAGAGCUGAAGCACCCUAUCAUAGCAAACAAUACCGUAUAUUUGAAGAAAUGGAAGAUGAUGACUCAGAAGUUGGAGAUCGUUCAACACUGAGCAAAACUUUCAAUCCUCCAACACUUCAGAAUUUGCUCACUAGUUCCAAAUAUGAUAGCAGUAUGCAUUAUGCUGGUGAAGCAAACUUACAUCGAUCAAAAGUGACAUUGUAUUCCCCAGAUGGAGAACUAGAAAGGCUUAAAAAGUCUGGGAGAAAAAAGCAGAAGAUCGAGCCCAAACCCGUAAAAGUGCAGAUAAUCAGGAUUCAUCAGCUCAAGAAGAACAUGAGGGAGAAAUGCGCUUUAGAUUUUAUGAAAGUGCUUCGGCAAGAAAGAGAACAGCAACUGCUGAAGAAAGAGAAAGAGCGAUCAAUGCAGCUAAAUCUUUUGAGCCAACCAAUCCUUUCUGCAGGGUUGUCCUGCGACCAUCUUACUUAUAUAGGGGGUGUAUUAUGUAUCUGCCAUCCUGUUUUGCUGAAAAACAUCUAAAUGGGAUUUCAGGAUUCAUUAAACUACAGAUGUCUGAUGGGAAGCAGUGGCCUGUUCGAUGUCUAUAUAAAGGAGGCAGGGCUAAGUUCAGUCAAGGCUGGUAUGAAUUUACCUUGGAGAAUAAUUUGGGGGAAGGAGAUGUUUGUGUCUUUGAGGUGCUUAGGGUGAGGGAUUUUGUGCUGAAAGUAACCGUAUUUCGCAUCCUGGAAAGUACAGGAUAUGUGAAUUGACUGCCACAUUAAGUUUCUCUGAAUUGGAUUUCUUUUGACAAUGGAUGUUUCUUUGCUUGUUGCUAAACCCUGUCAAGUAACCCCGUCUUUUUCUGGUGAUAUGUUCCUGAUCUGUUUUAAUGUAUCCAUAAACUCAUGUGUACAACUUACUGGACCUUUUACUAGUCAGGACUUUCUAUACAAAGUUUUUGUGGCUCAAUGUGUUGUACAUAGGCUUAAUUCAGCUGGACUAGAACAAAGGAUCUUAAUCCCAAUAUAAUUAUUAUUUCAUUGAGUUUUAA